CAAUAAACAAUUUUUUGGUUAUGAAGGGAUAAAUAACCAAGCCUAAACUGACAUCCAAUCACCUGACGUGAAUCCCCUGCCACGAGAGGUUAACGUACCGUUUGGAGAUAUAUUGUUUAAAAUUGAGCAAAUCAUCAUGGAGACGGGAAAUAAUGAACAAAUUGAACCAGAGGAGAUUAAAAUUCCAGUGCCUUGGGGUCACGUUAGCGGAAAAUGGUGGGGUCCCAAAUUCAUUCAGCCUGUUGUAACAUUACAUGGCCGUGAAGAUAAUUCCGGGAGUUUUGAUACGCUAAUGCCAAAAUUAUGUAAAAAUCAAUCAUAUUUGUGUCUGGAUCUGCCCGGUCAUGGUCUCUCAUCGCAUCUCCAUGAAGGCCAGUACUAUUUCGUUUAUUGGCAAGGUGUUAUGUUGCUGCGCAGGGUCGUCAGACAUUUCCAGUGGAACAAGGUGAAGAUUAUGGGGCACUCCAUGGGGGGUGCUAUUGGAUUUUUGUACGCGGCGUCCUAUCCAAAAGAUGUUGAAGUCCUGAUUUGUCUGGAUAUUGCCGGUCCCUUGGUGCGAGAUGACUUCAGGUGCGUUGAAAUGGCUGGAGAUCAGAUCGACAAGUGUCUGGCGUACGAAAAAUCUGAUGCGACGAAUCGUCCGACCUAUGACUACGACAGCAUGAUUGAUAUAGUCGAGGAUGCGUAUAAAGGUUCGAUUACGAGAGCUGGUGCUGAAAUCCUCCUGAAGAGAGGAUCACAGCCUUCCCCGAUCCCCGGGCAAUAUUAUUUCACGAGGGAUCCAAGGCUGAAGGUAUCUUAUUUGGGGAAUUUUAAUGGGGAGCUGCUCAAGGCGUUCGCCGAGAAAAUUACGUGUGCUUAUCUCAAUAUUAAAGCUGAUAAAGGUUCCAGGAAUGAUGGUAAAGGGCGAUAUCCCGAUAUCCUUGAUACCAUUAAAAAAUCUGCAGAUAAAUUCGAAUAUCAUGAAUUCGAAGGGACUCACCACAUGCAUCUGAAUGAUCCAGAGACCGUAGCUCCCGUAAUAAUGAAUUUUUUAAAAUCCCUCAUGAAAAAUAAUUCAUGAUUCCUCCAUUAUUAUGAAUUAUUGCAUUUAUUC
Molecule: messenger RNA, 1096 nt
Organism: Fopius arisanus
Lineage: Eukaryota; Metazoa; Arthropoda; Insecta; Hymenoptera; Braconidae
Gene: kraken
Product: serine hydrolase like 2 kraken
Exons: 6
Coding region: 137-1063 (308 amino acids)
Source: RefSeq, a predicted model, not a curated record